Messenger RNA from Acanthisitta chloris (rifleman), 761 nucleotides. RefSeq names its product DNA fragmentation factor, 40kDa, beta polypeptide (caspase-activated DNase) (gene DFFB). Gene Ontology annotation, biological process: apoptotic DNA fragmentation. The transcript has 5 exons. Gene Ontology annotation, molecular function: DNA endonuclease activity. NCBI's taxonomy places the organism in Eukaryota, Metazoa, Chordata, Aves, Passeriformes, Acanthisittidae. The annotation marks the transcript as partial. Gene Ontology annotation, cellular component: nucleus; cytoplasm. The record is from RefSeq and is a predicted model, not a curated record.
GUGCCAGCGACAUCGAGCGGCUCCUGGGCGCGUUCUGCAGCCAGCAGGACGCCGUGGUGCAGGCGGCGCGGAAGCUGCUGACGGACGAGAGGGCUCCCCACAGGCAGAAGCUGCUGUCGGAUCUCAUCCACAACCUGAGCGAAAACAUCCUGGCCGAGGACAGGGAAGAUGACAAGAAGUGGUUUGAAGGGCUGGAGUCACGGUUCAAGAACAAAUCCAGCUACCUGCGGCACAGCUGUGAGAGCAGAAUGAGAGGCUACAUGAGAGAGGUUAGUGAUUUCAUUUCAAACGUUCAUCCUGCAGCAAGAGAUGCCUACAGAGUGGUCAUUGAGCUGAUGGCAGCUAAGUUGAGGUCUGUGAAGCAUAAUGGGAGCUACUUUGACAGGAGGGAGGAGGAGGAGGCAGCGCGGCUGUGCACCGCAGAGGGCUGGUUCUCCUGCCAGGGACCUUUUGACAGAGACGACUGCCCUUGCAAGCAUUCCAUCAACCCCUACAGCAACAGGGAGAGCAGGAUCCUCUUCAGCACCUGGAACCUCGACCACCUAAUCGAGAAGAAACGUGCUGUUGUCCCAGAGCUGGCAGAGGCUGUCAAAACACGAGACGGAAGAGAAGUGAACUGGGAAUACUUCUAUCAGCUGCUGUUUACCCUGGAGAAUCUAAAGCUUGUACACAUUGCCUGCCACAAGAAAACCAACCACAACCUCAGCUGUGACAAAACCAGAAUUUACAGGAAGAGGAAGCAGAACCACGAGAUUUCCUAG